AUGGCGCCAUCACCUCGGCCGUACGCCUCUCUGCUGCUGCCAUCUCUCGUCCUGCUCCUCCUCGUCGCCUCCUCCCGCGCAGCGAGAGUGGGAGCAACCGCAAGAAACCAGGCAGCCCAGGACGGCCGCGCAGAGGAGGACGCCGGCGGCGAGGCGGCGGCGGCGGCGGAGGAUGAAGGUUGCGGCGGUGGCGCCGAAGGGGGAGAUGGAGGCGAUGAUGAGUGCUUGAUGAGGAGGACGCUGGUGGCGCACACCGACUACAUCUACACCCAGGGAGGAAACCACAACUAG
Triticum turgidum subsp. durum (durum wheat) is the source of this 291-nucleotide messenger RNA. The record is from the annotation of a GenBank genome assembly. Lineage: Eukaryota; Viridiplantae; Streptophyta; Magnoliopsida; Poales; Poaceae.